Gilbertella persicaria is the source of this 593-nucleotide messenger RNA. RefSeq lists its product as uncharacterized. Gene Ontology annotation, biological process: mitochondrion organization. Lineage: Eukaryota; Fungi; Mucoromycota; Mucoromycetes; Mucorales; Choanephoraceae. The coding region runs from base 99 to 581 and encodes 160 amino acids. Gene Ontology annotation, cellular component: nucleus; mitochondrion. The transcript has 3 exons. The record is from RefSeq and is a predicted model, not a curated record.
GUAAACUUCUGCCCCGAAAAUAUAAGUAAUAAUAAAGCAUUUUCUUUCUUUUUCUUUUUCUCUUUUUUUUCAACUCUAUAGAUCAUUAAAAUAUAAACAUGGCUCGCUCUAGACAAACUCGUCGUGCUGGACCUACUCAGCAAACUCGUAGUGCACAUACAAUGCCUUCUAGACAAACUCCCCCUCCUCAGCAACACCAACAACAACAACAUGCACCUGUCCAACAUCAACCUCCUCAACAACAGCCUGCUGUUGUGCAGGGUCGUCAACCUGGUCUUUUCUCACAAAUGGCUUCCACUGCUGCGGGUGUAGCUGUUGGUUCUGCUGUUGGCCACACAAUGGCCAAUGGCGUAUCUGCCAUGUUUGGUGGCGGUAGUAGUGAACCUCAACAACAACCUCAAGAACAAUACCAAUCAUCUUACCAACAACCCAUGGCUGCACAAACACAAAAUGGCGCUUCGUGUGAAGCAGACGCCAAAGCAUUUACACAAUGUCUUGAAGCUACAAAUAACGACAUGAGUGCCUGUAAAUGGUACUUUGAUGCUCUUAAACAAUGUCAACAAAUGGCUUCUCAAUACUAAACAAUAAAUUUU